UCCAGCUGUUUGUAUCUCUCGUCAACGAGCGCUGCUAGCCUGCUAACUGGGACCGAUUUAUUUCGUUAAAGCAAAACCUAAAAACGGGCUAGCCAAUUCGGACAGACGUUUUAUUCACCGUUGUCCGCUGGAAGCGCCCUCCGUCGAUAAGCUCGUCCGAUGUGCAGUCGGUGGACCGACGAAAGCGGAGACAUUGCCUCGCGCGCCGUCCUUUAGCCGCCUCUGAGAUCAGCUAGCAGCUAACAGCGGAGCGCUCGUUAGCUCCGAUUUCCUCCGUGACACAAUGAAUUGCCUCUGACAUUGAGAGGACUGAGGCCCAGUCGGUUGUCACAUCGGAGCAACCAGAGCAACCAGAGCCCAGAACUACCAAAGGUGGGUCUUGGUGAAGAAGUGGGCGAGCCGUCAGUCAACUUGCCGAUGCUCCCCGGUUUUGAGCUGCCAAGAUGAUGCCGAUGAUAUUGACGGUGUACCUCAGCGAUGGGGAACAGGCCUUGACUGAGGUGCCCAUCACCCCUGAAACGACGUGCCGCGACGUCGUCGAGUUCUGCAAAGAGCCCGGCGAGAGCGGCUGCCACCUGGCCGAGGUCUGGAGAGGCAACGAGCGAGCGAUCCCCUUCGAACACAUGAUGUAUGAACAUUUGCAGAAAUGGGGGCCUCGGAAACAAGAAGUAAAGUUCUUCCUCCGGCAUGAAGAUUCACCGACGGAGAGCAGUGAUCAAGGGAGUCAGCAGUCUCAGGAUCAGACGAGUCGCAGAGGUGGAAACACUGGAGAGAAGCACAGUGAGAAUGGGGUGGGGAAUCAGCGCGUGGAGCUCACGCUGUCAGAGCUGCAGGAGAUGGCCACGCGGCAGCAGCAGCAGAUCGAGGCUCAGCAGCAGAUGCUCGUCGCAAAGGAGCAACGUUUGCGUUACCUGAAGCAGCAGGAGCGGCGACAGCAGCAAACCGUUUCAGAGAGCGAAAAACUGCAGAAGCUGAAGGAGCGCGUGGAGAGCCAGGAGGCCAAGCUCAAGAAGAUUCGGACGAUGAGAGGCCAGGUGGACUACAGCAAGGUCAUCAAUGUCAACCUGUCGACGGAGAUUGAGCAAGUCAGCAGCCUGUUCCAGGAGAAACAGGCCGAGUUACAGUCAGCGGUGCUGAAGGUCGAGCAGCUCAGCCUGCAGCUGGAGGACCUGCGGAAGGGGAAGCUCAACGGCAUCCAGACCGUCCUGGGGGGCCAAGUCACCGGCGCUGCUGCCCUGGAGCUCCGUAAACUCUACCAGGAGCUUCAGAUCCGGAACAAGCUGAACCAGGAGCAAAACGGCAAGCUGAAGCAACAAAAGGAUCUUCUCAACAAGCGCAACAUGGAGGUCACGCUCAUGGACAAGCGCAUCAGCGAGCUGCGGGAACGCCUCUUCAAGAAAAAAGCUGAGGCACGUCAAAAAGAAAACCUUCCUCUUAACAGAACCAACGGGCCUCCCUCUCCACAGCCAGCUCCUGGUACUCUGGGCCGUGUUGCUGCUGUUGGGCCGUACAUCCAGGUUCCUGUACCGGGUCGACAGGAAGGAGGCUACACCAUACCACCUGAUCCCCUGAAGCCUCAGACUCUGGGCGUCAAUAACCAAGCUAACCAUGGCCGCACCAAGUCAGACGGUGUGCGCAAGCCUCCCGGCCCUUGGAAGGUGUCUGAUUUAGACAUCGUUGUGGACCCGGUGGCCCUUCCAGCAUCACACCCGGGCACUGGAGCCUCCACUGGCUCUGACGGCACGUCCCCUAAUGAUACAGGUUGGCCUACUUUAGGCAAGACCAACACAUCUCUCAAGCCUCCUGAGAGACGAAUCUCAGUGGCGGAUAGUAAGGGCAAGACUCCUCCCUCAGGCUCCCCCGUCGCUCCAAGUGCCGAAAAGGUGCUCGACUCCAAAAUGGCUGUGUCCUCCCCGGCCAUAUCCAAGCCACAGCCCCCUCCCUAUGGCUCCCACCUCAUCACCGCAAACUCGGCCAGCUCCUUGGAUCGGCGCAGGGAUGUACCUCCUCCUCGCCCGCUCCCGAACCCGCCAGCUCCUGCUUGGCCCCGCGUGCUCCCCGCCACAGGCUCCUCCUCCCAGCAGAUCCAGCAGCGAAUCUCGGUGCCGCCAAGUCCCACCUACCAGCCACAUGCACCGCUUUUCCCUCCUGGGCUGAGCGAGCGACUGGAUGCCCCGCCCGCUGUGGCAGUACGCCCGUUUAUCCCGGACAGAGGGUCGCGGCCUCAGUCGCCCAGAAAGGGCCCCCCGACCAUGAACUCCAGCUCCAUCUAUCACAUGUACCUCCAGCAGGCAGCGCCAAAGAGCCAGCCACUCAAGCCGGCUCUCAAAGCAGUGUACGGGAAGCCUGUCUUCACCCCCAGCUCGACUCCCCCCUCGCCUCUGCCUUUCGUCCCGGCCGGAGGGGCCUUCCCAUUGCUCCAAGGCCACCCGGGUGGUGACGACACUUUGGACGGAGAAUUCGAUGAUCACUCAGCGCCUCCUCCCAGCGUGGAGAACAUCCCACGACCACUCAGCCCCACUAAGCUCACACCCAUGGUUCAUUCCCCGCUGCGCUACCAAAGUGACGCCGAUCUCGAGGCGCUCCGUAAAAAGCUGGCCAACGCGCCGAGACCGCUCAAGAAGCGCGGCUCCAUCACAGAACCAGAGGGCCCCAGCGGACCUAACAUCCAGAAACUGCUCUACCAGAGAUUCAACACGCUAGCAGGAAGCAUAGAGGGAAAUGGAGUCAGCGGAUCAGGAAGUGGCAAGGGUGCGGGUCAUGGAAUGCCAUUUUACCAGCCAGCUAAUCCUCCCGCAUAUCUGGGAGGCGACACAGACAAUGGUAACCUCCCCUCUGAGGUGCCGCCACCACCGGGGGCAGAGCAGCCGGGCUCCGAGGCUCCAUCCCCCUCUACUGGCGCUAAUGACAACGAGUCGCUGCCCUCGCCACCGGAGCUCGACUAUGCGGAAGCGGAGGACGACAACAAUAACAACACGGGCAGCUCUGAGGCGUCGCUGCCCAGCCCCGUGCCGGAGGUGACCACUCCAGAAGAGAGCGGAAUAGGGGUCUCACAGCCCCUGGAUAAGCGCACAAACCUGAAGAAGCCAAACUCUGAGCGCACUGGCCACGGCUUCAGGGUGAAGUUCAACCCUCUGGCGCUCCUGCUGGAUGCCUCAUUGGAGGGAGAGUUUGACCUCGUCCAGAGGAUCAUCUAUGAGGUAUGUCAUGACUGUGUGGAAAAUGCCAGCACUGCCAAUGACGAGGGCAUCACACCCCUGCACAACGCCGUGUGCGCGGGACACCACCACAUAGUCAAGUUCCUGCUGGACUUCGGUGUGAAUGUCAACGCCGCAGACAGUGAUGGAUGGACUCCGCUUCACUGUGCCGCCUCCUGCAACAGUGUUCAUCUCUGCAAGGUGUUGGUGGAGUCGGGGGCUGCCAUCUUUGCCAGCACCAUCAGUGAUGUGGAGACUGCUGCAGAUAAAUGCGAGGAAAUGGAAGAGGGUUUCAUCCAGUGCUCCCAGUUUCUAUACGGUGUUCAGGAGAAGAUGGGCGUAAUGAACAAGGGGACGGUGUACGCUCUGUGGGAUUAUAAAACACAGAGCCAGGACGAGCUGGCGUUCGGCGAGGGGGACGCCAUCACUAUCCUGCGACGACAAGACGACAGUGAAACAGAAUGGUGGUGGGCGCAACUGGAGGACAACGAGGGCUAUGUGCCCCGCAACCUGCUGGGGCUCUAUCCCAGGAUCAAGCCUCGUCAGCGUUCCCUGGCAUAGUCUCUCACUCCACUGACCUCUGGCCAUCAGCUGGACUAGUGACACAACCAAGAGCCGAGAACAAAGGGGCCUGGUGCUCUGUCUUCUCCCCGUGGCCAUAGCCUCCCCCGACCGUGUGCUUCUCACAAAAUCCUUUUUUCUCUGAAGCAGUGGGCACCAAACUCUGACACACAUAUUUACAAAAGCAAACACCGACCACUCCAAAGUCGAAAAUCUCUCCAACCACUCCAUCCUGAUCCCUCUCUCUCUCUCUCUCUCCCUCCGUCCCACCUUUCACCCUUUCGCUCCGUCAUCGUCCCACCUUGAUUCACCCUGAUUCAGUGUCACCGACUUGAAGAAGAAAACACUAACCCGUGUCUCAGUAUUUCCUGCAGUGUUCACUCUUCUUCAGCCAUGAGUUGUGUGGUGGCCCUGGUUGCACGACACUAAACGGUGACUCUCAUGGUGAGGCGAUGCUGAUUUUUAUUGGUGAAAUUUACUUUGAGUUAUGGUACGUUUUUAUGCAAAUUUGAUUCACUUGCACAGAAAAAAUGUGUUCGUCUAACCACCAAAGAUGAAUAUAGAGUUGACGGCUACCCUCCAAUCAGUAAUUAACAGCUCCCGGGAGUUGGUUUAAUAUCCUUCUAGAUAUUGUCAUGAUUUAAAAAGAACAAAAAGAAAUAUUGUAAAUCCUAAGUAUUAACUACACGGGCCAGUCGGAUCAAAUCCAACAUAUUCAAGCAAAGAUGAAUAUAGGUUGUCAGCUCACACAUUGUCAUGAACAUCAUUUGAAGACUUGUUUUUUCAUUCAGCGUCCUCUGUUCAGAAACUGGAUGCACGGUAAUCCAGUUUUUCUGUUAUUUUUGAUUUCAAAAUCUAUUUAACUGUGUGAAAACACAGUUUGUAUGUUUGCUACACUGGUGAUCACUGCAAUUAACAAAUGCUGCAGUUUCCGAAAGAUACUGUGAUGGAAAUAGGCAACGAACAGUAUUUGACUUUACCAACAAAAGUUGAUUGAGAAGCGGUUAAUGCACAACAGCUGUAGAGUGUGUGUAUAUAAACGUACACAUGUACAAUAUAUCUUACUUAAGGUAUUGCAACAUUUAGGAAUUGGGGGGGAAAGAAAGUCGUUUUAUACUUUUAAAUUCCCCAGUGGUGAGGUUGAAAAGAAUCAACUCCACAGAGACGGAAAAAUGCUAGUUAUUGAUGGUGUUAUUGGGUCAUUUCUGCUAAUUUCAAGUCAUUUACAGUAUACAAUACUCACUUCAAAAAUAGAUUGAUUUUCUGACUUCUGGUACCUGAUUAGAUUUACAAUUUCUAACCUGACAACAUGGCAGAGAAGACCCUGAAAAGGAGAAAUUGUAAAAGGUCCAGACACUGUGCCUCAGAAACACUGAACUCAUCACCCAAACCAUAUUACAAACUUUAUUUAACACAUUAGACAAAGUGAACCCUCUAUAUCAAUAACCUAGUUUUGGUCUCUGGUCAUCUACUGUCGCAAUUAUUUUUCUGUGGCUGUGACAAUCCCCACUUGAAACACUUAAUCUCAGGACCACCAUGGUGCUGCUGACACUGUUCCACCACUAAACUAGUGAGCAGCUUUCUAUUUUAUAUCUCUACAAACAAAUAUCUCUGCAAUGGGCAAAAAUGAAGAGAAGGUUAUUGUGUCUGAAAUGUACAUUUGCUUCAGACAAUCCUGAAUUCGCCCAGUUCUCUUCCUCCAGCUGCCCCUCUUUCAGGUAUUCACCAUUCCAGUUACACUCAUACACCUGUUACAUGUCAUUGAACAUUUAGAGUUCAUCAACUUGUUCUGAACCUUGAGUGACUGAGUGUUGUGCCAAGGGUGCUCGUGGCCCAGGCUCUAUCAUGGCUUAACCUGUACAUAGUGUGAGGAGACGUGCUAAAUGUUUGCUGUAUGGACAAGUGGGCUUUCUGUAUAAACACUGUACUCAAAGAUUGAAUUAUGUAAAUGUGAAUAAUAAAACAGAAGCUCUGGCAUGA
Messenger RNA from Pseudoliparis swirei, 5738 nucleotides. It is a transcript of the gene ppp1r13bb, whose product is annotated as protein phosphatase 1, regulatory subunit 13Bb. The record is from RefSeq and is a predicted model, not a curated record. Bases 444 to 3758 code for a protein of 1104 amino acids. The transcript has 19 exons. Gene Ontology annotation, cellular component: nucleus. Gene Ontology annotation, molecular function: transcription factor binding; p53 binding. Gene Ontology annotation, biological process: apoptotic process; negative regulation of cell cycle; regulation of apoptotic process. NCBI's taxonomy places the organism in Eukaryota, Metazoa, Chordata, Actinopteri, Perciformes, Liparidae.